AGCAAAUCUUAAUAUUGAAAUAAUGAGCAAGGAAAUGAUCAAACCAUCAUCUCCAACUCCUCCUCAUCUCAAAAUCUUCAAAUUAUGUCUAAUAGAUCAGUUUUUCCCUUCAUCACUUUACACGCCAUUGCUUCUUUUCUACCCCAUCAACCAAAACAACACAACCACUAAUCUUGAGCAUUUAAAAUCAUCACUAUCCAGUUACCUAUCUCUUUUUUACCCUCUUGCAGGAAGAAUCAACGAUGCUACUUCAAUAGAAUGCAAUGAUGAAGGGGUUAUUUAUGUCCAAGCAAAUGUCCAUUGCCCUAUUAUAGAUAUUUUAGAACACCCACCCGAGGUUCAAGAACUCGAACAGUUUUUUCUUCCUGAAAUUACUACGAGUGAACCUCUUCUUCUAGUUCAAGUCAGCUCGUUCAGUUGCGGUGGUAUAGCAAUUGGGCUCCGUAUGUCACAUAAAAUUGCCGAUGCUGCCACUAUUUGCAUUUUUUUGAAAGGUUGGGCUGCCAUGGCUAGUAGCAGUGAGCUACUAUGUCCCGAUUUGACUACUGCAUCCUCUGUUCUACCACCAUUAUCAGAUCCCAUUAUCUCCGUCCCGCCUCCUGAUGAAAUGCCUUGUUUACCAAGUAAGCCUUUCGUAAAGAGGUUGGUGUUUGAUGGAUCGAAAAUUGCUGCUUUAAAGGCGAAUGCUACUAGUUCGAGUGUGGCGAACCCAACUCGAGUAGAAGCUGUGCUUGCGCUUGUCUGGAAACAUAUAAUCAACACGUCUAAUUUGACGUCAGGAUUUCCGAAAUUUCAUUUAUGUUCGAAUUUUGUCAAUCUUCGUAACAGAGUUGUGGGACCUUCAUCCGAAAAUGCGGUAGGAAACCUUGUUGCACAAUGUUUUGGUAAGAUAGAAAGUGGUAAUAGCAAUGAGUUAGAAUUGAAAAACAUUGUUAGUUCAUUGAGGAAAGGAUUGAAAGAGUUUAACAAGAAUUGGAUAGAAAAAUUUCAAGAAAAUGAUGGCAAAUCUGCAUUUUUUGGGCUAUUGAAAGAGAUCGGUGAGUAUCAAGAAAUAAGUGAAUUAGAUUGGUGCAAUUUCAGCAGUUUAUGUAAAAUGCCAUUAUAUGAUUCGGCGGAUUUUGGAUGGGGAAAGCCAAAAUGGAUCGCAUUUCCUAGAGCAGAUUUGCCGAUGAAUUCUGCUUUGCUGAUGGAUAGUGAAGACAAUGAUGGUAUAGAAGUUUGGCUAAGCUUGAAGAGAGAAAAUAUGGCAUUGAUUCUACAAGAUCAACAAUUGCUCAACUUUGCUAAAGUUAAUCCAACUAUCAUCUAGGAAUUAAUUAUGUUUAUUUUUUGAUUGAAAGGAAUUAAUUAUGUUUAAUCAAAAG
This is a messenger RNA of Mercurialis annua (annual mercury), 1364 nucleotides long. RefSeq names its product vinorine synthase-like. The coding region runs from base 23 to 1309 and encodes 428 amino acids. Lineage: Eukaryota; Viridiplantae; Streptophyta; Magnoliopsida; Malpighiales; Euphorbiaceae. The transcript has a single exon. The record is from RefSeq and is a predicted model, not a curated record.